CGAAGAAUGGAAAGUGAGUAACGGAUCUUCGGGGGCAAAAAUGGUCCACCAUGGAAGAAAGGGAAGUCUGAGUACCCAAAAAUCAAAUUAAUCGACUUUCACUCACGAGUUGAUGAGGAAAUCUCCUGAGAACAUUCAUAUCUCAUCAAGCCAAUCAGCCAAUCAAUUAUACUUCAACUGCACAGCAAGAAGGAAGUCCUACUAUACCGCACAUUCCAAGAGAUACACAACUCUGAAACUUCUGGGUCCAAGCUUGCCCAUCAAGAAUGAUGAAGCAGUACACAUCCUCAACUCAUUCGACAAAGUAUAUUGUCACACCACUUCCAUGAAGAAGAUAUAUCCUGAGACAACAAGUCGAAAGUCGCUCCAAGCCUGACCAACAAGAGGAUUAAGGCGACAUACAUCAUCAUUUCAACUUACAAAGCAUAUCUUUACGCAACUAUCACCAAAAAGAUACACCUCAAGACAACAAGUUCAAAGUCUCUCCAACAUAAGCAUGACCUAUGGAUUGAGUUGAUCAAAAGGGAAAUGAUAGUUCCUGGAGGAUGAGCAAUUUAAAGGAACCCCGAGUAAAAACAAAAUAACCAACAAAACAAAACAACAUAUUGGCAUACCUAAUUUCAAAAGGAUCAUGUCACUCAACAUUCAUGACUUCACCAGCAUGACAUCACACAUAAUUAUUUCAAUACCCGCUUCAUAACAUCAUCAUACGUCAAGGUGACUUGCUAUGCAUCACGAUCACUUCCUAAAAUUCCUAAAAUAUCUUUCUAAAUGUACGUGAAAACAUUUUUCUGCGAAAUACAACUACGCAUUUACCAAAUGUUAGCUUGAUCUUUGUCGCUAGCACAUUUCUCAUUGUUUGAUUUGAUUCAUAUCACAAACAAUUUGAGUACAAUAUCAUUUACAAAAUUGUUAGUUUGAUCUUUAUCACUAACAUAUUCCUCAUUGUUCUAUUUGAUUUCUAUCAUAGACAAUUUGAGUACAAUAUCAUUUACAAAAUUGUUAGUUUGAUCUUUAUCACUAACAUCUUUCUCAUUUUUCUAUUUGAUUUCUAUCAUAGACAAUUUGAGUACAAUAUCCUUUACAAAAUUGUUAGUUUGAUCUUUAUCACUAACAUUUCCUCAUUGUUCUAUUUGAUUUCUAUCAUAGACAAUUUGAGUACAAUAUCAUUUACAAAAUUGUUAGUUUGAUCUUUAUCGCUAACACUUUCCUCAUUGUUCUAUUUGAUUUCUAUCAUAGACAAUUUGAGUACAAUAUCAUUUACCAAAUCGUUAGCUUGAUCUUUAUCGCUAACGCUUUUCUCAUUGUUCUAUUUGAUUUCUAUCAUAGACAAUUUGAGUACAAUAUCCUUUACAAAAUUGUUAGUUUGAUCUUUAUCACUAACAUAUUCCUCAUUGUUCUAUUUGAUUCCUAUCAUAGACAAUUUGAGUACAAUAUCCUUUACAAAAUCGUUAGUUUGAUCUUUAUCGCUAACGCCUUCCUCAUUGUUCUAUUUGAUUUCUAUCAUAGACAAUUUGAGUACAAUAUCAUUUACAAAAUUGUUAGCUUGAUCUUUAUUGCUAAUAUCUUCCUCAUUGUUCUAUUUGAUUUCUAUCAUAGACAAUUUGAGUAUGAUAUCCUUUACAUUUUUUUAGUUUGAUCUGUAUCACUAACGUCUUCCUCAUUGCUUGAUUUGAUUUCUAUCACAAGCAAUUUGAGUACAACGUCCCUUAUGAAAUCGUUAGCUUGAUCUUUAUUGCUAACACUUUUCUCAUUGUUUGAAUUGAUGUCCAACACAAACAAUUUGAGUACAAUAUGCUUCACAAAAUCAAUCGUUAGCUUGAUUUUAUCGCAGUCAUUUUCACAUUGAUAAAUUUGAUUUCAAUCUUAGAAAACUGGAGCAUAUCAUGGUUACCAAAAUGAUUAGCUUGAUGUUACCGCUAUCACUGUUCUCAUUGGCCAAUGUGGUUUCUGCCACAGACAACUUAUGUACAUCGUUUUAACAAAAUGGUUAGCUUGAUUUCAUCGCUAACAUUCUCCAAUUUGAUCGGUUUGUUUCUAUCAUGAACAACUUGAGUACAUCGUUGUUAGUUGUUAACGAAUGGCCAGUUUGAUUUCAUCACUGCCAUUUUCUUAUACAAUUUGGUUACCAUUAUCUUAACAACCUGGACACGUCGUUGUUACCAAAGAUUAGCUCAAAUCCUUCUUAUGAGAGUUUGACUUUUCAAAAUGUGAUGUCUUUUACAGAAACUUUGUAUAACUCUUUAUACAAAGAGAUAUACAAAGGGGGGCAACUGUAGACACCACAUUUUGUCCGGGCACACACUACACUUAAAAUUCGAAAGAAGAAAAUCGAUAUUGAUAA
Messenger RNA from Linum trigynum, 2344 nucleotides. The record is from the annotation of a GenBank genome assembly. NCBI's taxonomy places the organism in Eukaryota, Viridiplantae, Streptophyta, Magnoliopsida, Malpighiales, Linaceae.